UUCAAACAAAACAUUGCAUAUUAUCAUGAUAAUAGAAUAAUGUAUAAAUCUUUAUUAAAUCAUCUCAUUCAAUUGCUCUCAAAUCGCAUCAAUGAAUCUGUCUCAUGAAUAUGUGUUGGUAUUUUACCUUAAAAUUUACUAAAAACGUGACUUGGAAAAUGUUUUUUACCCAUUAAGGAAAGAUUUCACUUUAGACAAGGGCAUGAAUAUUGGUCUCUGUCUAGGUCUAGGCAAGUUUGUGAUAAAGCUGUCUUUUUUGCAUCACCUGAUCACAUGAUGAAUGCGAGUAAUUCCCUAUCUAAUUCCAGAUAUACUUCUGUUGGAAUACCAGGAGAAUUCUAAGAUAACAAAACCAGGACACAGAUAUAGGAGAAUGGACAGCAGUUGGUCAUUAUCAUCAAACUAGUCACUUCUAUGUUCACCUUCCUAGGCGAUGUUCAGACGAUGGUGUUCGCUCUGAACCGAUGGAGGAGAACCACCCGGGGGAAGAAGAUUCUGCUUAUUCUAGCUGCUGGUCUGAUUAUUGUCAUCAUCAACAUCAUAUGUGGUGUCAACUUCAUGGACGCCCGCUAUCCUGUUGACUACAAUACUGAUGACAAGUCUUCUCCAUUUCGCGUACCUGACACAAACAGUGAGAACUUCUUCAGAGAACAACGCCGACGUGAAAGACUUCAGAUUUUCCAAAAGAUUUUCGAAAAACAGAGUCGCAGAAAAUCACAAAUCAGUAAUCAGACCUGUCAGCAUCCCCAUUUGGAUUUGAAGCAUGAUAGCAACAAAGAUGCAUUUCAUUCUAUGCCUCCACUGAACUGUACAGGGAAGAGCUUGUUCUACCUACACAAUCGGGUUGCACGGCUCAACAACACUGUGCUGCAGGGUAAGGAGCUUGGCAAGUGUUUGUAUUUUGGGAUAGAACGAAUGACUGAUGAUUUCUUUACCUACACAGAGAGCUUAGAAAAGACAGCACCUCCAUAUGACCUCAUUUUAAAUCACGACUUUCUGAGAAUACAGUGUAACUAUAAGAGCUCGGAAGAUGAAGAAAACAAUAAUGUGUAUCCUGGUUUUCGAAGACUGAUGUCAACAGAACAUAGGCGCCAAAAGGAUUAUUUUACAAAAAGUCAAAAUGGUUCCUUUCAUGAAACUAAUUUCAAACGUAAUCAUGAUGUAUUUGACAGAAAAAAUUUGAAAGAUGUGAUCCAUUUUUCUCAACAGCCUCAUAUAGACAAAAAGUCAAAUUCUUCUUUUGACGAAUUGAAAACAUGGAAUACAUCAGCUUCUUCACAGAAUGGUCAAGCACGGAAGCUAAACCAGCUGAACUUUGAGGAGGGUAGAGCUGGAGAUGAGUUAAAAGAACCAAUGAACGGUGCCGGCGACAUCAUGGCACCAUUUCCAGGUGGAAAUUCUGAUGAGAGUAAUCCUGCGGUUGGGCAGGGUUUAGAUGACAGCGAGGGAUUUGACUACCAGCAUUUUAUGGGAGCUGAAUGGAUGGAUAAAGAUUUUGAUCAGUUUCUUGUUCAAGUUGUUCCGAAGCAAGAAGUGUUUGAAAGAAUUGCCAAGGCUAAAUCCAACAUGAAGAAGCCAUCGUCCAAUAUGAACAUCCUCAUCAUAGCCAUGGAUUCAAUGUCACAGCUGUCCUACCAGAGGAAACUACCGCUGACUUAUCGAUACCUGAAGGAAGAGCUGGGGGCGAUCAUGCUGGAUGGCUACAAUAUUGUCGGUGAUGCUACCACUGCUGCCCUCAUCCCCAUGUUAACAGGGAAGACGGAGAUGGAGUUGCCGGAGGUGCGGAAGGAGGAGGAGGAUGCAAACUUUGUCGACGUCUACCCCAUGGUGUGGAACCGCUUCAAGGAGGCUGGCUACGCCACUCUGUUUGCAGAGGAUGAGCCAUCCAUCAGCACCUUCAACUUGCGCUUUAAUGGAUUCCAGGAAUCUCCUGCUGACCACUACAUGCGGCCAUUCUGGCAGGCCAUCUGGGAGUCCGGUCUUCGGUCACAGAGUCCGCGGUACACCACUGGCGCCACCAAACACCACAUCUACAUGCUGGACUACCUUAAAGACUUCUUUGUCAACUACAACAACGUGUCCAAGUUUGCAUUUGGCUUCAGCGUGGAACUCACUCACUGGGACAACAACCCUGGGGAGUACAUGGACAGAGAUCUUGUAGAGUUCCUGCAGCUUUUUCAGAAGAAGGGUUACCUUGACAACACAAUGCUGGUUGUCAUGGGCGACCAUGGUGCUAGAUACAGCAAGGUGCGGAAUACGGUUCAGGGGAAGCUUGAAGAGAGACUGCCAAUGAUGUCACUUGUGUUGCCGCCAUGGUUUCGUCAUGAAUAUCCAAAAGCUAAUGCAGCGUUAAAACGGAAUAGUAAACGUCUAACAACACCGUUUGACAUUCAUGAAACAUUUUUAGAUUUGUUGAAUCUUGAACGAUUGACAGUCCCCAUUAAUCCAGAACAGAGGGGGAUGAGUGUAUUGAGAGACAUUCCAGAUAACCGAACCUGUGCUUCGGCCAGGAUCGACAUCCACUGGUGUGCUUGUCUUCAUCAGGUGAAGGUCAACAUCGAGGAUAAGUUUGUUGUGACAGCGUCUGAGAAGGUUGUCAACUACAUUAAUGGGUUCACAGAGAAGCUUCGCGGUAACUGCUCGGAACUAAGUCUGAAGAGAAUAUACACUGCUUACAUGGUGCUGCCCAAUGAGAAGGUACUGAAGUUCCAAAAGACGACCGACCCAGAUUCAAGGAAUGCUAAUUUCAGUGGGUCAGUUGACCUUGACAAAGCUCACUACCAAAUUACCCUGGAGACACAUCCCAGUGAUGCCAUCUAUGAGGUUACAGUUCAGGUAGACUUCCGUAACGAGACAUACCAAUAUCACGUGACUCCAGAGAUCAGUCGCCUUAAUCUGUACGGAGACCAGCCCAAGUGUAUUCAGAAACACCAUCCAGACCUCAGAAAGUAUUGUUUUUGUCGGGACUUUGUAAAGCCAAUCUCUGAGGUCGGGAAGGGAGUGGCUUAGAGCCCAACUGUAUUGAGAAACACCAUCUUGACCUCAGAAAGUAUUGUUUUUGUCGGGACUUUGUAAAGCCAAUCUCUGAGGUCAGGAAGGGAGUGGCUUAGAGCCCAAGUGUAUUCAGAAACACCAUCCAGAACUUAGAAGUAUUGUUUUUGUUGGGACUUUGUAGAGCCAGUCUCUGAGGUCGUAAAGGGAGUGGCUUAGAGCCCAAGUGUAUUCAGAAACACCAUCUUGACCUCAGAAAGUAUUGUUUUUGUCGGGAGUUUGUAAAGCCAGUCUUUGAGGUCGUAAAGGGAGUGGCUUAGAGCCUAAGUGUAUUCAGAUACUCCAUUCUGACCUCAGAAAGAUAAUCAUGUUGAUAUGUUAUGUUAUCUGAAAGAUAUAUUAUAAGAUUCCAAAUGGUGAAAGAGCCAUGUGUUUAUGCCAGUUGCAGCAUGAAGAGUGCUAUUUUACAGUGAUUUUGACUCUAUAUACAUGUUUAUACAUAUACAUAGCUCGGCUAAUCUUUGUGAUUACAGGCCAUUUGGAAGAAAAUUAAAGUGUUUCUCACAUUAUGAUGCACCAGCUUUCAAAUCCCUGAAACACCUAAGUGAUGAAUUGCCAGAUUUUAGAAUAGGACCCUGAUUAUCAAGACAGUGAAAUUCUGUCUAUGGUGGUACUACUUCCAUUAAUUACUUCUUCAUGACCAAACAAUAUAAUUGUAUGGAUAAACGAGGCGAGACUAUGAGGAGUUUAACAAAUAUAAACUGUUAUUACUGUAAAUUAUGAUGAUUUAGCUCGUCACCUGUGAGCAUAGACGUUCCUUGAUCAAUGUCCUGGAUAUGAAUAAAACUGUGUGCGGUCCUCUGGGUAUUGAUCCAGUUACAAAUCCGAGGUUAUAUGGCCAGUUUUUCAGAAUCAGACAAUAUUUGUUAGUUCAAUAUAUUGUUAUCAUACUUAUGUCCAACAUAUGUGAUAUUUUUUAUCGAUGACUUUGACAGAUGUUUUUAAAAUAUGCAAAGACAUACCCCAUCUGUCAUUAUUUAAAAAAAAUAUUGUCUUUGAUAAUUUAUUGGCAAACAGAUGUUUGUGUUUUGCUCACCUUUGAAAACCUUGAACAUUGAUUGUGUUCUUGUCCGAGUUUGUGGUGGCAUGACUGGUCAUGUGUUCCUCAUGUGUGUACAAUAUAGACCAGUUUGAUAACCAGAGAUGUAUUGAGCACCUGACUGAAAGAUGUAACUCACAGUACUGUUGUUUGUGUAACAUACAGUAUAUUAUGUGGGAUGUAUUGUGAAGGAAAAAUGUUAAUUAUCUAUGUCAUGGGGUUGGAGAGUAUUUCCUUAACCAUGCUCCGUAGGUGUUCAUAACCGAUUGGCUGUUACAGAAAUAACUGCCCCUGUUUUGUUGGGGUGGUGGGGUAGCCUAAUGGUUGAUUCCCCACAUGGGUACAAUGUGUGAAACCCAUUUCUGAUAUUCCCAGCGGUGAUAUUGCUGGAGUAUUGCUAAAAGCGACGUAAAACCAUACUCUCCCUCCCUGGUUGGUUGGUUGCCUUUCAGAAAGUAUUUGGAAGCUCUUUUUCUACUACGUUGAUCAUGUACUUUUGUAAUUGGGAAUGUUUACAGUUUUAUUAGAAUCGAUCAGUAACCACACCUAUAUUUUUGAGAUAAUUGUCUUUCACGUUGAAGGUCAAGGUCAUAGCCUACAAGAAAUUACCCCGAGAUAUUGCUGAGAAUCUGAUUAAGGUUGUUGGUUAAUGAAAUUUGGUACAUUUUUUUAGGUGA
Haliotis rubra (blacklip abalone) is the source of this 4767-nucleotide messenger RNA. RefSeq lists its product as uncharacterized. The transcript has 4 exons. Bases 415 to 3009 code for a protein of 864 amino acids. NCBI's taxonomy places the organism in Eukaryota, Metazoa, Mollusca, Gastropoda, Lepetellida, Haliotidae. The record is from RefSeq and is a predicted model, not a curated record.